UGGCCGAUCAUUCGAUCUACUCAGCGUCAUGUAAGGCGGCCUCAGUCUGCCAAAUCAGAGUUUCGAAAUCGUGCCAAUGACGAUGCCUCGGCUCUCCCGCCUUUUUCCUCCUCCGCCAUGGCGGCAGACCUUGCGCUGUUGCGGCGGAAGGGGAUUCCGGUCGAAGGCAGCGCUGGAUGCCCUAGCAAAGGCCUCUGCAGAGAGCCUCGUCCUUUACAACUACCCAUCCUUCGCCGGGGCCUUCGGUUCCCUCUUCGCCCGCCUCUAUCACUCCCACCUCUGUCGCCCUCUCCUCAUCCUCCCGUUCUCUUCCGUUCAUCCCUUCAGGGCUGUAGACUUCAAAAUUGAAGGACUUAAGACUUGUUACCUUAUUGAUUUUGUUGGGCCUGAUCACUUCCCCCACCAACUUUCACAAUUAAUAGACCAAACAUUUGGCAUUGUUUCCAUCACUGAUUUCAAGAUCCACUGUUUUAGGGUUGUGGUCAUUGAUCAUCAUAAAUCUGCUCUGUUGAAGGUGGAUCCUGGUGAAGAUUGCCCAAGAAACCUACAUUUACAUCUAGAUACCAACAAGAGCAGUGCAGUUGCGGCAUAUGACUACUUCACUCAGCAGCUCAACACAGAGAAUUCAGCAGAGCAGCAGGAGAAAAUGUGCUUGAUUAAUGGCGAAGAUGCUGCUCGUAUUUUGAUGCUUAUCAAGUACAUUGAAGAUGCUAAUCUUCGUAAAUGGGAGCUACCAGACAUCCGUGCAUUCAAUAUCGGAAUCAGACCAAUGUUUGCAAAGUUAAAUUGUGUUACUAAUCCUUACAUAUUUGAUCAGUUAUUAAAAUUGAAUCCUGCUGAUUUAAUUGCAAAGGGAAGUUCAAUAAUCAAAUCUCGUCAGGAUGCUGCGAAAAAAUUGUUGGGGAAGCCUUUCAAGAUUCGGUUAGGAAAGGGAUUCUAUGGCAACUGCUUGGGUAUAAGAGCAGAUGGAAAUUCCAACUUAGCUGAUGAAAUUGGUAAAGAACUUAGCAUAAGGAGCGCUGCAGCUGGUUUGAGGCCCAUAGGUGCAGUUGUGUAUAUGCAACGAGGAAUUCUGAAGAUGUGCUUGAGGAGUACUGACAGUAAGGCAGAUACUUCUGAAAUUGCAAAGGCUUAUGGCGGUGGAGGCAACUCUUUUUCAAGUUCAUUUACUAUAAAAAUGGAUGAAUACAACAAGUGGGUUUCGUGAUUUUCCCAAAUGGACAGAUGGAGAUCAGCACAGGAUCUGCCUUUGAUAUUGAACGGGCAAAGUGGCAAAGAUAUUCUUGAAGUUGAUUGAACAUUGACUGGAUCUUCUAAAACGCUUUUUGGUACAUCUCCUUUGGCAGUGCUAAGAAGUCAUACGCACAUUUUCUACGAAUGGAAAGUAUGUGUGUGUGAGAUCUCGUGAGGAACCGACAGAGUAUUGCAGCCUUCGGGGUAACUGACUGGGCAACCUACCUCUUGAGGAGCUUACAGAUUUGCCAGUGUUGCUGAGGAAUCUGCUAGAACACACCAAGUGCAAGAAGAAACAGCAGCCCUGGGACUGCAAGCAAGUGCGCAUGCAGAUCCACACAGUAAUUGUCUACCAUCUUUUUCAGUUAAGGUAAAUGUGUAACUAGAUCAAUUACGAGGAGGUGUAGGCUCGAACACUAUUCUUGUAUAUGGAACUAAUAGCUGCACAGCUGUC
This is a messenger RNA of Nymphaea colorata (pocket water lily), 1687 nucleotides long. RefSeq lists its product as uncharacterized. NCBI's taxonomy places the organism in Eukaryota, Viridiplantae, Streptophyta, Magnoliopsida, Nymphaeales, Nymphaeaceae. The record is from RefSeq and is a predicted model, not a curated record. The transcript is spliced from 11 exons. Bases 77 to 1207 code for a protein of 376 amino acids.